This is a messenger RNA of Drechmeria coniospora, 1428 nucleotides long. RefSeq names its product glutamine synthetase. The transcript has 3 exons. The record is from RefSeq and is a predicted model, not a curated record. NCBI's taxonomy places the organism in Eukaryota, Fungi, Ascomycota, Sordariomycetes, Hypocreales, Ophiocordycipitaceae. Bases 1 to 1428 code for a protein of 475 amino acids. Gene Ontology annotation, molecular function: glutamine synthetase activity.
AUGCCGACCGUCAAGCUCGACUCCCUCCGCGAGCUCCUCGAGCAUGACGCCUGCGUCAAGGUCGCCGGCGUCGACGUCGACGGCAUCCUGCGCGGCAAGGUCAUCUCGAGGAAAAAGUUCCUCUCCAUCGCCGAGGCAGGCUUCGGCUUCUGCUCCGUCAUCUUCGGCUGGGACAUGCACGACCAGACCUACCUGCGCGAGCUCAGCGUGUCCAACGCGGCGAACGGCUACCGCGACAUCCUCGCCAUCCCCGACCUCUCCACCUUCCGUCGCAUACCGUGGGAGAAGAACGUGCCCUUCUUCCUCGUCAGCUUCGUCGACCCCGAGACGAAGAAGCCGAUAGCGGCCUGCCCCCGCGGCCUGCUGCGCACCCAGCUCAGGAAGCUCCAGACCCAGGGGUACGGCGCCAUGGCCGGAGCCGAGUACGAAUUCUACACAUUCAGGGCCCCAAACUCGGAGAGCUCGCCCGCCGCCUUCCUGCAGCAAAACCCGCCGCACCAGCUUCCGGCGCUCACCGAGGGCAUGUUCGGCUACUCGCUGACGCGCCCGGUCCACAACAAGGACUGGUACUACGACGUCUACCACUCGUGCGCCAAGUUCUCGUGCGACGUCGAGGGCUGGCACACCGAGUCGGGUCCGGGCGUCUACGAGGCGGCCCUCGAGUUCGGCGAGGUCGGCGAGAUGGCCGACCGGGCGAGCCUCUUCAAGUACGUCGUCAAGAGCGUCGGCGUCGACCACGGCGUCACCCCCUGCUUCAUGGCGAAGCCCAAGCAGGGCCUGCCCGGCAACAGCGGCCACAUGCACAUAUCGCUCGUCGACGGUGACGGCAAGAACCUGCUGGCGCGCGACACGCUCGACGACGGGGCCGAAUGGAGAGACGUCGCCGGCCUGUCCGACUUGGGACGCCACUUCCUCGCCGGUCUGCUCGUCGGCCUGCCCGACAUUAUGCCCAUCCUCGCGCCGACCAUCAACUCGUACAAGCGGCUCGUCGAGAACUUUUGGGCCCCCGUCACCGUCUCGUGGGGGUUCGAGCACCGCGCCGCCUCGAUCCGCAUCAUCUCACCGCCGACGUCGAAGCCGGGCGCCACCCGGUUCGAGGUCCGCGUCCCCGGUGCCGACACGAACCCGCACCUCGUCCUGGCCGCCAUCCUCGGCUGCGGCUGGCGCGGCGUCGAGAAGAAGCUCGCCAUACCGUGCCCGCCGCUCGCCAUGGGCCAGAGCGUCGGCGGCAAGGCCGACCUCGGCGAGCGCCUGGCCAAGAGCCUGCGCGAGGCCACGGCACGCUUCACGAGCAAGGACAGCAUCGCGCGCGAAGUCUUUGGCGACGACUUCGUCGACCACUUUGGCGGCACGCGCGAGAACGAGGUGCGCCUCUUUGACGAGGCCGUCACGGACUGGGAAAUGAAGCGUUAUAUAGAGACGGUGUAG